GCACGCGACCACGUGGCUGUUCUUUCACUCCGGUCGCGCGACUUGUUAGUCACUCUCACGAUUCCCGCCGUUUCGGACUUUAUUACAUUUCGCGGUCUCUAAUUUGUACAAAAAACGAAAAUAAAAAUAAAUUUUUUCACAAGUUCUCCAGUUAACAGAACUACAAGGGAAUUGCAACAAAUUGCAACUGAAGAUAAGCAUCAGAAGAUGAGCAUCGGAAGAUGACCAGAAGAUACUGAGAUAUAAAAAGAAGAAGAUUGAUCAUAGUAAACAAUAGAAUAAACAAAAAGUAACAAUUUGGGAUCACGGGUUUAUUUAAAUAAAACUUAUGGACUUGUGUUUUUUCCACUGGCGAGAAGAAAAUAGUGAUUAGAACGUAAAAAGUGAAGAAGAAGGCUCGGAGCCUUCCAAGGCGUCCAGGAUUCGAGGAUGCCACCUCAUCCUCAACGUGGAUGUACGCGCUCUUCGACGAGGAAGGGUUAUUACCAAUUAGUGGGGAUGUUGUCGGAAAUCCCGAGGCCGCUAAAGACAGGAGGGCCAGCGUAAGCCCUCGGAUUUAUCAUCAGCUUCAACACCAUCAGAGUCAUCGGGAUCAUCAAAAUCGUCAGAAUCAACAUCAAAGAGAUUUGCAAACAGAUAAUAUUUUUACAUAUCAAUACCCAAAAACAGAAAUGGUCGCACAAGAAAUGUCCCCUUGUUACUCCCAGCUUCUUCAUCAAUCUCAUCAACCACAGGAAUACAUAUCAUUGGAUGAACUUGGACCUCGACUUGAUCAAGAGCACCCCAAUCAAAAUCAUCAAGAUGAACAAGAUCGAAAUCAGAUUUCUGCUCGCACGACCUUUGCAGAUGAACUUUAUCAACAUCAAAAUUAUCAACAACCGAGUUACUACAAUUUUACGACUGUCCAAGAAAAUUCGUCUUCAACAAUAUAUUUUGGUGGCAUCGGAUCGCAGGUGGGGGAAUUGGGUGAGUCGGCAGGGGGUGACGAGGGUGUUGGACCAACCUCAACCCCCGGCCAAGGAAGUCACUCAAACAAAAACAAUAAUACGAUUUCGAGAGAAAAUACAAUCGGAACCUCCACCGUCAUAACUACCCUUCCUCAAAAUUCUGCAGGGUCUGAACCCCCCCAGCGUAUAGAAACAAACCCCUCCACAAUGGUCACCGACCAAUCACUCUCUUCCGGUCACUUCUAUCAUCACCAGCAUGAUCAUCAUCGUCCUAAUUCCGGAAGUCAACCAAUCCAUGGAUCCAACAACGGUCUCAGUCAGAAUUCUAAGAAAAGAAAAGCUUCUUCCUCAGAUGAAAACGAUGUUCUUCACGACACAGCAGAUGAUGCCAAAUCUUUUCGUACAAAUGAUGGCAGCAAAAAACAAAAUCACAGCGAAGUUGAAAAACGAAGAAGAGAUAAAAUGAACACAUAUAUAACUGAACUUUCGGGGAUGAUUCCGAUGUGUCACGCAAUGUCGCGGAAGUUAGAUAAAUUAACGGUGCUGAGGAUGGCUGUUCAGCAUCUGAAAACAAUUUUGGGUGCAGUAACUUCAUAUACAGAAGGACAUUACAAACCAGCAUUUUUGAGUGACCAAGAGCUGAAGACCCUCAUUCUUCAAGCGGCCGAAGGUUUUGUUUUCGUCGUGGGUUGCGACCGAGGAAGAAUUCUUUAUGUAUCCAAAUCAGUUUUACAGACUCUCAAUUAUUCGCAGGGAGAUCUUUUGGGGCAAAGCUGGUUCGACAUUGUCCAUCCGAAGGAUGUUGCUAAAGUCAAGGAGCAGCUUUCAUCGUCUGAUCUCAGCCCACGAGAACGUCUAAUCGAUGCCAAAACAAUGCUUCCAGUAAAAACGGAUGUUCCUCAGGGUGUUUCACGAUUAGGUCCAGGAGCCAGGAGAUCCUUUUUAUGUAGAAUGAAACGAAAAUUCGACGCUAACACUCAUGAUGGGGAUUCGCAAAUCAAAGAAGAAGCCGACACAACCACUUGUUCCCAAAAGCGAAAAAAGCAACAAAAUCUCGAUUGGAAGUAUUGUGUGAUCCAGUGCACCGGAUAUUUGAAAUCUUGGGCACCAACGAAAAUUAGUUUAGAAGAGCAGGAAGGUGAAGGCGAUGAAGCCUGCAAUCUUUCUUGUUUAGUAGCAGUAGGUAGAAUACAAUCAUCAUUAUCAAUGUCAAUUUCAACGUCAAGUAAACCAAAGCUUCGGCGCAUGGAAUUUGUUUCUCGUCAUGCGAUGGAUGGAAAAUUUAUCUUCGUUGAUCAGAGAGUCACGUUAUUGUUAGGAUAUUUACCUCAGGAACUUCUAGGAACAAGUAUGUACGAGUAUUACAACCCCGAAGACAUUCCUUUUCUCGCCAAAUCUCAUAAAGCGGUUCUUCAUUCCCAGGAACGAAUAACCACAAAGGUUUACAGGUUUAGAAGUAAUGAGGCCAGUUUCGUUAGGCUCCAAUCAGAAUGGAAAGCCUUCAAAAAUCCCUGGACCAAAGAAAUUGAGUACAUCAUAGCUAAAAAUUCAGCUGUUUAUUACAACACGCGGCAAGUUGAAAGCAGUACACCUAAAUCUGAAGGAUCAAGUGUUCAAGGAAAUUAUGACUACUUCACACAAAGCAAUGGGGGAUUGGAGAGACUGAUUUCUAGUCACGUGGAAGUAAGUAAAAUUGGCAGACAAAUAGCAGAGGAGGCUCUGGAUAUCCAAAGACGAGGCGAAGAAUCCUCUUCUGGCAGCAGUGCUCCUGAAAAAAUGUUCUUGGCUCAGAUAAGAACAAACGCAUCUCUAGAAGAAGUUCGCGAGCUUUCUCAACCUAGACUGGAAAGUGAUUGCAACAAUUCUGCUUCAAGCUACAAUCAUAUCAGGAACAACGUGCAAUUAAGCAGUGCAGAUAAAGAUCAAAGAGUUGCCCGAAAUGAUGAGGUGAUGGAAAUAAUUGGCAACACCGUGAUGAGCGAAUCUCCAAAUCCAAUCCCAACAGAUGAAAAUGAUGAAGCCGCAAUGGCAGUUAUCAUGAGUCUCUUGGAAGCUGAUGCUGGUUUAGGAGGUCCUGUCGAUUUUUCCGGCUUGCCUUGGCCCUUGCCAUAACCACAGCGAUUUCGAAUAAUGUAAUGUUUGUGCAAGAAAUCUCAUUACAAUCCUCCGAACGUUUUUCUCAGUGAGAUAAUUUGCAGAAUUCAUUUCUACUAACGAAAUUUAGAAAAGUAGAGGAAACAAACAUAAAAUUCUGUGAAUUUCGAAGAUACUUCUGUAAAGGACCAAAAUAUCAAAUUUUUAAAUGUAUAGAUCCAGCGCCGAAUUAACAUUUUUCGGGGCCUGAGGCUAAACCUCGAAGGGGCCCUCUUAAGGGCAGAGAAAAUCCCAAUUUUAUUGUAAACUUUAUGAAUUUUCUGGGGUCAGGGGCCUCUCGGUCCCCUGGGGUCUGGGGCGCUAGCCCCACCAUGCCCCUUGGUAAAUUUGGCGCUGUAUAGAUCUAAAAUUAUGUAAGAUACUAUGUCAUGUGUUUGUAGGGAUCGUCCAUAAACUACUUUACCAAUUACCGGCUAUUUUCCCGGGCAUUUUAGACAAAAUUAAUAUAAAUGCCAUAUGGCUCGAAUAUGUAAAGCAAUAUUUCUAAGAUUUUAUUUCAAAAUGUGUAUAUGGCAUUUUCAAAAAAUAGUUCAAUUUUGAAUCAAAAAGCUAUUUAUUAAAAGACACAAAAUGUCAAUCCAAAAUGACGUAUUUUCAAUGAUGAAAAAAUUAUUUUGAAGCAAACUGUUGCAUUGAUAAAAAAGUUUGACUUUUAACAAAAUAGUUAAUUUUCAAUACGAGAAGACGAUU
Molecule: messenger RNA, 3791 nt
Organism: Belonocnema kinseyi
Lineage: Eukaryota; Metazoa; Arthropoda; Insecta; Hymenoptera; Cynipidae
Gene: cyc
Product: aryl hydrocarbon receptor nuclear translocator-like protein 1
Exons: 16
Coding region: 453-3059 (868 amino acids)
Biological process (GO): regulation of transcription by RNA polymerase II
Cellular component (GO): cytoplasm; aryl hydrocarbon receptor complex; transcription regulator complex
Molecular function (GO): protein dimerization activity; DNA-binding transcription factor activity, RNA polymerase II-specific; RNA polymerase II cis-regulatory region sequence-specific DNA binding
Source: RefSeq, a predicted model, not a curated record